Molecule: messenger RNA, 1905 nt
Organism: Alosa alosa (allis shad)
Lineage: Eukaryota; Metazoa; Chordata; Actinopteri; Clupeiformes; Clupeidae
Product: putative nuclease HARBI1
Exons: 2
Coding region: 293-1612 (439 amino acids)
Source: RefSeq, a predicted model, not a curated record
AGGAAGAAGAAAUUAAGCAUUCAGUGUUUGGCUGAGCUGUAGCCUAAAUCCUGCAGUAGCGUAAACGGUAACAUUAAUCUAAGUUAAAUUCUGGGUUACUUGGAACUUUGGCAGACAUGUGUAAUAAUCUAUGUGUUGGGUUUACAUAAGUUACACCAUGUUUAUUUACGAAGGCAGAGACCUAAUGAACGACAAGAAAUGCUGCCUGCUACCAUGCUGCUGCUUAGCCUUUUGAGAAAAAUCGCGACCCGCGCUUGGCAAUUUCCAAGCGAAAGUUGGUCUUAGUAGUUGUAUGUUGGUUAAACAAAGUUAUCUUGGCAUAUUGGAAACUAGGACUAUUGAUAUUAAGUUACAUUUGGGAGGAAUGGCAUAUGCACCAGCCGUGUGGCUAGCCGUGCAAGAACAUGUUUUGAGAACUGCAAAUGACAAUACUAACGUUAACGUUACGAAAUACAGCCAGGGCAGAACUAACGUUAACGUUACUCAAAGGCUUCUGGACCAGCUAGAUGAUGCCUUUCUGUUCAACAAUUUUCACUUUAACCGACAGAGUCUGACAUUCAUUGCCGAUUUAAUCAGGACCAGUAUAGACAAUGAUGGCAAUAAGGAUUCCCAGCAGGUGGAUGCCAUGGUGCUAGUAGCGCUUUACUUCUACGCAAAUGGGACCUUGUCCCGGAAAAUUACGGACUUGGUGGGACUUGAUAAAACAGCGGCUACUGAUGCUGUCAAAACUGUCUCAAGGUUAUUAGCUGGCUUGGCAGAGAAAUUUAUAACUUUUCCUGGCAGUCACAAUGACAGGGUGUGUGUAGCACAAGGCAUUAAAGAUUUGUGUAGGAUUCCAAAUGCUGUCGGUGUACUUGGAUGUAUGCAUAUCAAGGUGACACCUCCUGCCGAAAACCUGGCCCUGUAUAAGAAUUCCCUAGAUUAUAACUCAGUAAUGGUUCAGACCAUCUGCGAUGUCAAUGGUAAUCUUCUGGCAGUUGAGAAAUGCUGUCCUGGGGGCACGCCUGCGCAGCAGAUCUGGGAGAAAUCAGUAAUCUUCCAACAUUUCAAACAAGGAUACAACGGACCCACUUGGGUCAUCGGUGGCCAGGGAUAUCAGUUAAGCACGUACAUCUUGCCACCCAAACAUCCCUCCAAGGUCAAGAAUGCGGCCAGCUUGUCCUACAACAAGGCUCAUCACAAGGCCCUUUCCUGCAGCCUAAGGACCAUUGGCUCCAUAAAGAACCGCUUCCGCUGCCUAGAGGACCUGGGCCAAGUGUACUCUGGCACCUUAGACCACAUAGCCCGGGUCAUUUACGCUUGCUGCGUCCUCCAUAACAUCGGUAAGAAGUUCUCCGUCCCACUUCCUCGGGAGCUGGUGCCAGAGCCUUUGCAUCUGGUGCCAUUUGCAGCGGAGAUGCCUGAUAGCGCCACUACCAUCAGUGAAGCAGAGAUAAUACAAGAUGACAUGAUCAUAACGUGCUUCCACAGCCCUUCUGACGAGCCCUCUCAGGCUGCUGAGGCCGGUUUGCAGGGGGGGUGUUGGGAGGAUGAUGAUGAUGAGGAGGAAGGAAGCCCGGAGAGGAGACGGCAUGGCUCAGAGACUUUACAGACACAAGAACAAGAGAGCUAGAUAGACAAACAUUUUUCUUUUAGGUGUGUGUUUUUUUUUUUUUUUUUUUCUUUCCAUACGUCAACUUUUUUUUAUGAAGAUGGCCAACUAAAGAUUUUUUUUUUUUGAUUGAAAAGGCAGUUUUCAAAAGAGGAACAUCGUUGACUGCAAAUGAACCAGUGAAUCGUUCAAACUAGAUUGCAUACCAGAGGAAAGUCUCAAUAAGUUCCGUUUCUGAUUUUGUCAUUGUUUGUUGUUAUUUACCAACACUGAUUGUGUGUAAUCACACCUGAGAAUAAACACACUUUUGUUAA